Molecule: messenger RNA, 3724 nt
Organism: Sycon ciliatum
Lineage: Eukaryota; Metazoa; Porifera; Calcarea; Leucosolenida; Sycettidae
Exons: 21
Coding region: 184-3255 (1023 amino acids)
Source: RefSeq, a predicted model, not a curated record
GCUGAGGAGACGACACACUACGAUAGAACUGGCUGACUGCCGCAGCCCAUGCCGGCGUACAGUAUCUGCGGAUAGAAAACUGCGCCGCCUUCACUGAGGUGCUGGUUGAGGCUUGAGGCUUCGGCAUCGUGGCGUGAGCGGUAGUCGAGGCAGGAACAGCGCAUCGAAUGAAAGCCGACGGUAAUGGAGGAUUUCACCGAGACAACUCCUCGCCCUCGGAGGCUGAUGUCGUUGACCUCUGCGGUUCAUCUUAGUAGCAUAGUCCUGCGACUGGCUGCUGCUCAGCUGCUCCUAUGCCAGGUCGUAUGGCUAUGGCCAUCAUGGGUGCUGGCAGUCGGUUCUCAGUCUCAACAAGGCUCAGCAUGGCGGCAGGUAAAGCCCUGGAAGGAUCGCAUAGAGUCGCCCGAACAGUUGCUGACCACGGUGGGGGAGGCGCAGCCUGCGCAGCAAGUCUGUGUCUACUUCCAUUCCGGCUCAUUCAUAGCAGGGACAGAGAGCUCUCAGGUCAAGAAAGAGGCGGCCAUUGGGACGGCAAUAUCUCUAGUUCAGCACCAGCGACAUGCUGUUGGCCAGAACAUGGUGUUCUACACAUGCCAUGCUCCUAGCGCCAGCUAUAUACGGGAACCUGUUAGCUCUGCAUCGAUCAGUACUAGUCGGCUUGCUGCAGAGUUCAUGCCAAGGAUAUACCCAGCGCUGGUCUGUUACAGAAGCCUACUUGAUUCCUCUUUGUUUCAUCUGCCGGCCACUAGCACCCAGCCCAACUUUGGAGCGCUAUCGGUGUGGCUUGAUCAACAGUUGACUGAUAGGUCACGGAGGUUUCUGCAUGCUUUUCCAGUGGACGACAGGAAUGCUGUCAACAGCUGUCUUGACGAUGGCCAACUCUGUGCGAUUGCCUAUGUACCACAUGUGAUGCUUGGCGACGCGUUGGAAGAGUUGCUCAAGAACUUUACACGGGUUUGUCACAAUGUUGUAUUACACUGCCUCAUAGUUUCACCAGCAUACCCAGAACUAGGAAGUCUGAUAUCCGAUGACAACACUGGUCAUGUGUGGUCUAGCGGUGCUGUUUGGCUUGUCAACACACAACACAGUGGUAAGAUGCUGUUCGAUUUUGACGCACCGGGAAUGCUGCGGUUCCAACUGCACGCUAUCAUGAGCGGCAACAGUCCCGUACUCCUAACAACCGAAACAUUCUCUUCGUAUGUCAACGGUGAACAUCCAUGGAUAGUAGUAUUUGUAAACUGCAAUGGAGAUCUUCAGCUGAUUACUCUAUCGAUCCAUCUGAUCCAGUUGCUUGAGAGGCUUUCAUCGAACCUCACCAAGCGAGGGGUUAUUCCUGGCAUGCGGUUUGGAGUGGUUGACUCAGCAUGCUCUGGAGCAGUACUGGAAUCGGCGGUUCAACCAGAUCUGCUCACUGGCUUGCCCCUAGCAAUACUGUUUCCAGACAAGCAAGGAUCAGCAAGGCGAUUAGAACAGCGUGGUUUGGACAUCAACGAGCUCUCUUCUUCUGCCACCGCAGUAGAUUAUCUUGUUCGCAUAGUAUCUGGCAAUCCAGAACAACCGAGUAUUCAUGUGCAUGCACGCCAGACAUGUUCUUCCGGCAAACCAGACCCUGUCAUGCAAGCCCAUUACAAUUACAAGGAGGUUCCACUGUUCAACAACUCCGCUCGCCAAUGCCUGGUUGGCCGUGAGCACUUUGGUGGGCCAAGCACGGGGGCAUGGAAAGUGAGAGGAAAUUCAGACCAUCCCCGCAGUACUAUGAACUUCACCAACGAGCCUGUCAACCCAACGUAUGUGCUUCAGGAAGUAGAGACAGACUCUUGGAGCCACUUUUUGACGGUUUCAGCUACAGACAGUGCCCGCCGCAAAGAUUCAGUGACACAGUUCUCCGCUGAGCCCACUCAGCUGCGCGUGAUCAUGGCAACCAGGGAGCACUGUGGCAAUUGUCAGCGGAAAGAGACCGUCUAUGCAAGCAUUGCAAAGCGUUUUGGUGGUGCCGAAGUGUGGUUUGGUAUUGUCAACUGCUCCAACCCGUCAUCCGUUGAGUUGUGUACGCGACUUCGAGUUUCCGAAGACCACGGUUUUCCGGCGGUCUUUGCGUGGCGAGCACUGCACACAAGCAGAGAAGCCGACAGCCUGUGUGAGUCCAUGCCCAGCGCUGACAGUGGUCCUGAACACGAUUGGCUACGAAUCAACUACCAUCACGCCUUGUCGGAGGAGAGCAUUGGUGCCUGGAUUGAAGAGCUGCUUGAGCCAUCUGUUCGAAUGCGUAGCUCUGGUGACGAGGUGGCAGCGUUGCAGCAGGUAUGGCCAAGUACUGAUGGUCCUACUGCACAUCUUCAUGCCACGUUUGAAGUCAUGCCGCACAGCAAGACCAGGAGCUACUUUUCCUGGCACUGCUUUCAGCUGGUUUGCCGUCAUUUGUUCUCCGUUGCGAAAUGCUCGGCAACGCUGAACAUACCAACGACGCAGCAAGGCAAACUAGUGGAGCACAUGGACAACCUGCAUUACUACCUGUCAAAGUUGAUAUUUCAACGUGCCGACAAUGAAGGUACAACGCUGUUCAAACAUGGACAUCCGGUGAUGGGCACCAUGUCAGCUGAGUCCUCACAGAACUUACACGAUGGUGAUUCACUCAGUCACCAGCCACACAGAUAUGGAUUUCUGCCCACUAGCCACUGCGAGGACGAUGCGCACGUGUGCAGUAGAUACAUCGCACGGUUCGUCCAGGAUCAUGCCCGUCUCCCGGUAAUGCCACUGUCCUACACCAACUUCCACAUGGCCAAAUCUCUUGAUUCACUGCUACACACAGAUGCCAGUGGCUCUGAUGACAGCCUGCUGCCCUAUUUGAUUUUCAUCCAUGGAAGUGAUCAGGAGGACUUCUCAGAUCACUUGACCCAGAGAGGCUCUGGUCAGAGUCAAUUGGACACGUGGAUGCCGGUAUUAGAAGCAACAGGGCGUGCAUCUUACUCAACAGCCAAGACUGUUACGCUGGACGCAGAUGAACUAAGUAGCUGGGCAGAGCAGUUUGUUCCCGCUGGAUAUUUCUCCCGGUUCAGUGAGAACCCAGUGCCACGCCUAUGCUGGGUCGACAGGAGCAGCAGCCACAGCCAGGCAGCGUUCUACCCUCCACCGUCCGCGGCUGGAAAGCUCCGAUCCAUGGAGUGGAUUGUAGGCCAGCAAGACAACCUUAUCCAAUCUAUGGUCAAGUUUAUGACCACAGCCUCCAAGCAAAUUAUUCCAAGCGAGAACUUCUAAACCAUUAUUAUAAGACGUGGGAUAUCUACCGGUACAUUGCAUGUGUGUUGUCCACUAUAUUACGUUAAUAAAUACCAGAAUCAAUGGACGUAAUUAUAAUAACAGCCAUAUCCAUAGCUUCAUUAAGAUGUGUAUAACAAGUACUUAUAAUAUUAUGUGAUACAUGCUACCAUGUCAUCAUUAGAACACACGCCUAAUCACCCUUAUUGAACAUGAUGUAAUUUAUAUAAUAAUUAUUGUUGAAGACUUGAAACUUGAGCGGUGUGUUGUAGGCUUAGGCUAGCUAUCAGUUGGUGCCUUCUUCCCAUGCACUGCUAUGCUAGUUCCAACAGUCCACUCAUCCAAAAUAGUCCCGCUCAGGCUGGCUUUUGAAGCCCGAUUUUAGAUCAGUUUCUCCGUACAUUUUGCCAUGGCAUACCUGUCCUAAUUUUGUAAAAUCUGGCUGGAUUUCUAAUUCCCAGUCCUUGGA